Messenger RNA from Gongylonema pulchrum, 492 nucleotides. The record is from the annotation of a GenBank genome assembly. NCBI's taxonomy places the organism in Eukaryota, Metazoa, Nematoda, Chromadorea, Rhabditida, Gongylonematidae.
GCUUAUUUGACGCCGAUCAGUCAGUUCCAGCCGGUGCUGGUGCGCACGGCGUACGACAAAGUUGACAGCGUCUAUUAUCUCGUGCAGAAGCUGAUUCUGGAUCAUCAGAGUGUGACGAGUGGCCUGUUCCCGCGUUACUCUAAAAAUCAUGAGAUUGGUUUUGUCAAGGAUAGCAUCUAUUGCGCGUUGGCCUGCUGGGCAUGCUCAAUCGCCUACAAGCGGCUGGAUGACGACCGCGGAAGACAGACGGAGCUGCGACAGUCGGCCGUGAAAGCGAUGCGAGGGAUCAUGUUCGCCUGGAUGCAGCAACUUGAUAAUCUGAAUCAGUUCAAGAAAAACAAUUUACCAGAAUUUGCGCUGCACGCACGCUUCGAUCUGCACACGGGCAUGGCACUGACUACACCCAACGAAAAGGUAUCCUCGCAUUUUAUCCGAACUACAUUCGAUAAUCUUCUGGGUUUGCUUUGUAUUGCAGUGCAUUGCAAAAUUUGA